AUGAAUUUACCUUUCGAGGUUGAGCAAAUCCAAGAAGAAAUCAGAGACGUACAGAAACAUUUACAUGCUUUUGGCACCCGUUCUCAGGGCUACAUCAAUAAAGAUCGCAAAGAAAUGCUCAUCCAGCUCCAGAAAAGCGUCGAAUGUAUCAACAACACCGUCGAGUAUUUUGAGACAGGCAGCACUAGUGCCUUCCCUCGCCUUCUAACAUGCAACACUAUCGACCCUUCUCCGGGACUGACGCAUGAGACCAUCAUCUCAGAGCACCUUAGAGACAUGGAUACUCGAUUCGCGGACCUCCAUGACGCUGCCAGUUGGGGCCUGGAACGAGCCGAGCUCAUUAAGAAAAUAAGCAACGAUACUGACGGCGACCUAUGCAUCAUCUGCGCCAAACUCGGCUCAUCAAGUACCAGGAUCCAGAGUGCUCUUCGGGCCGCUCAGAGUCAGCAUUGGGAGAAAGAAACAGAGUUGUCGCGGGCCAUCACGCGCCUUGACUCAGUCCAGCACGAGCUGGAGAUUUUGGAAACACGUCUGAAGAAAUAUGAGGAGAUGAGAGACGAUAUGAGAAGGGAGCACAAGGCUGCUAUUGGUAAUGCCACCAAUGCCGCUCAACGUCUACAACGUUAUUGCGAUUGGCUUGGUGGGAUUACAGAGGAAAUAAGCAGCUUUGUCGUCGAACGAGUGGUGGAGUACCAAGCCAUCAAGGAGAGCACUGAUGAUCUCACUGAUUGGGCUAAUGGGCUUAGGCGCCACACGGAGACGAUGCGUUCAUGGCGCUCAUCAAAGGCACAGCUGCGCAGAACGGCGAGGAAGAUUGUCGACUCGCUGUUGGAGAAGGAUGAUCCUCGCGUACAAACUAUUUCCAACCAACUGAGGAGGCUAUACACCACCAGUACGAGCGUACGAGCUCUAGGGUAUUCUUGA
Messenger RNA from Scedosporium apiospermum, 924 nucleotides. RefSeq lists its product as uncharacterized. NCBI's taxonomy places the organism in Eukaryota, Fungi, Ascomycota, Sordariomycetes, Microascales, Microascaceae. The transcript has 2 exons. The record is from RefSeq and is a predicted model, not a curated record. The coding region runs from base 1 to 924 and encodes 307 amino acids.